CCGGGGGCUCUGCGUUAAGAUCUAGGGGAGGUAAUGUGAGCCAGAGGGCCCAUUCCAGAAAGCCAGCUGCAGAGAAGAUCGAAGGAGCACUAUGUCUUCCCCCAACCCUGAGGAUACCCGCCAAGAGCCUGAGCCCUCAAGCUCCAAGAAGAAAAAGAAGAAAAGAAAGUGGCCACAGCAAGAGGCCAGCAUCGAAACCCUCACUAAGGCUGGCCACAGGGCCCUACUGGAUGGCAGGAACCAUGAGGCCUUGAUCAGCUUCCAAAGGGCCUUCCUCCUGGCCUUGAAGGCCCCACGAAAAAGGGAUACUCCUGUUCUCCGGGCCUGUGCCUUCAACCUGGGGGCUGCCUAUGUGGAGACUGGGGACCCAGCCAGAGGCCUUGAGCUGCUCCUGCGAGCCCAACCUGAAGAGAAGGCACAGGGCAGGUGUCAUGGCGACCAGUGUUUCAAUGUGGCCUUGGCCUACCAUGCCCUGGGUGACCUGCCUCAAGCUUUGGCCUGGUACCAUAAGGCCCUGGGCCACUACCAGCCACUCGGUGACCAGGGGCAAGCCCAGGCAAAAAUGGGAGCCUGCUACCAGGCUCUGGGACAGCCUGAGCUAGCAGCCCACUGCCUGCAGGAAGCAAGCCGGGCCUAUGCACAAGCAGGGCAGCCCCGGGCUGCAGCCCUCGCACUGGGGGCUGCGGCGGGGUGUAUGCUGAAGAGCGGGCAGCAUGGGGUGGGUGAAGUGGUGCAGGUGCUGGAGGAGAGCUGGAGGCUUGCCGAGAGGAGCACCGAGCGGGGGCUGCUGGGGCAACUCUAUAAUGACCUAGGCCUGGGCUACUCCCAGCUCCAGCUGUUCCCGCUAGCAACAGAGGCCUUCGUGCAGGCCCUGCCCCUGUGCCAGGGGCCAGGAGAGGAGGCCACCGUGCUAAGAAACCUUGGGAUGGCCCACAACGCCCUUGGCAACUAUCAGGAAGCGCGGGAGCUUCACCAGAAGGCUGCCGACCUUCACGGCUCCAUGGGGCAGCGGUGGGAGCAGGGCCGGAGCUUUGGCAGCCUGGCAUUUGCACUGAGCCAGCUGGGGGACCACAAAGCCGCCAGAGACAACUACCUGCAUGCUCUGCAGGCUGCCCGGGACACUGGGGACGUGAAAGGGCAGUGGCAGGCCUGUGAGGGUCUGGGGGCUGCUGCAGCCAGACUGGGGCAGCAUGAUCAGGCCUUGAAGUACUAUCAGGAAGCACUGGCCCGGUGUCAGAAGGAGCCAGAUUCUGUGCGAGAGCGGCUGGUGGCCAAGCUGACAGACACCAUGAGGAUCUACUUGGCCCGGGGUGGGCUUGUCCCAACUCACACCCUGACCUCGGCUCCACGGAGGCCUCAGGCUCCAGGUGGGGUCUGCCCGGCGGUCGGCACCCCCGCCAGGGUGGGAUGGAGCACAGCAGAAGCGCAGCACAGAUCUUCGGGUGGGUGGGAAGAUGAAGAGUUAGAGGAGGGCCAUGAGGAGAAAGAGGAAGAGGGGUCGGUGAAUAUUUCCAUGCAGUCAUCUUGGGCGCAGGGACUGGAGUUGUGUUUUCUUCCAGGCACUGUGAUUCAUUCCCACAGUCUAGCCUCUAGUUGGCCCAGGUUUGCCAAGCAUUGCCCCAUACAUGGCACAGUCCUUGGGGCCCCCUCUGUGUACAGUCCAGGACCCAGGGCCCAUGUCCCAUUUGGAGGCCAAGGCCCCCUCAAAAUGAAGUAUCCUGGCAUUCUGGCACCUAAUGGUCCCCAAGCCAAUAGGUCACUCAAAGGGCCCAAGGAAACCCCCAGCAGGAACCCUCAGAGGAGAUCCACCAAGUCUGGCUUCUGCACGAUCAUGUGACCCCAUCCUCCUAGCUGUGGCCCUGGCCCCUGCGGUGUCUCCCCAACAUACACAUGGCAGGGAUUCCUGGGAUUGAGCCUCUUUCCCAGUUGUUCAGCGCUGUAUGGACGUGGAACCCAACAUGGUCAGCAAGUGAGCUCUACGGGCUCAGCACGGAGGUGUUCAGUUUGCUCCUCACUGGGAGUUUUGGACUCAAUAGGAAAAAGUUAAAAGGAAGAUGGAUAGUGAAUUUUCCCCUUUUCUUUCUGGAUCCAAACCUCAUGACUGCUAAGGCCCUUGCCAGUUCUUAAAACAGGCUUCUGGUCAAGAGGCUUUGGAGUCACUGACUCCCUCUGGACCUCAUUUUCUCAUAUGAGAAAUGGGGCCAUGAUACUACAGAAGAUGCAUCUUAACCAACUGAUGCACCCAGCUUCCUCCGUGAGAUGCAGGGAUGCUGCUGCGGGACCCCAAGCCUGUAGCCUGGAGGACAACUGCUGCCAGCAGCCACAACAAAGAGAGUCUGUAACAUUUACUGAUCACUUAGUCCCUGCCACACACUGUUCCAAGUGUUUCACAAGGGUUUUCUCCUUUAACCCUCACCACUAGCCUAUGAGGUGCUAUUAUUAUCCCCUUUCACAGAUGAGGAGAAGGCACAAAGGUUAUGUAGUCUGUCCUCCCAGGUCACACACUAGUAAGUGGAGAAGCCAGGAUUCAAACUGAGACAGUGAGCACCUUCCAGAAUGCUGUGCAGUUCCACUCCCCCAGUUAAGCCAUUGCUUACCAAGAGCCGG
Equus quagga is the source of this 2607-nucleotide messenger RNA. RefSeq names its product tetratricopeptide repeat domain 24 (gene TTC24). Lineage: Eukaryota; Metazoa; Chordata; Mammalia; Perissodactyla; Equidae. Gene Ontology annotation, molecular function: protein binding. The record is from RefSeq and is a predicted model, not a curated record.